UCUUUAACAACCUUCUUAAGCGAUUAGAUAAUCGAUCAUUCUUGAAGAACGCGAAGCAUUUAAUCGUUUGAGUUCAUUGAAAACGUGCAAGGACAACUGCAUCAUAUUUUCCUCUAUAUUGUAUUCAGUUACGAAACGUUUGUUUAUGUGGAUAAUGUAGAAGAAAAUAAAAUUAAAAAUAAAUAAAUUUAUUAUUCGAAGAUAAUUAAUUAAUUAUGUAGUAUAAGUUUUAUUGCUUUAGUUUGGUAAUCUAGAAUAUUAAAAAAAAUGACAAGGUGAGGAAUUUUAGUGUCUUCCUUUUUCGUAUUGACACAAGUUUAAAAUGUUAAAACGCUCGGCGUUACGUUGAAUCGAAAACGGCCUUCACAGAAGGAUGUCCUUUAAGGUGGGGAUGUCUUAUAAAUAUCUAAUAUACCAUAAAAUUUCUCAAUCUCAUUUUGGAAUCCACGGAAAAACUAUGAAGUCUUUGAUUAUUUUCGGGUUUUUUGGCUUAGUUUUUGGAAAACCGGAUAUCGGAUUAGAGUUGAGGAAACCUUUACAAACUAGUUAUGGUGUUCCAGUUGAAUCUGUAACGGGACUUCCCCCAAAUUAUUUACCUCCAUCGCCGACGUUUCACACGCCGUUAGUUUCAACGGCGGUUCCUUUUUAUUCUGGACCAACAGUAACACCGACUUUAUCGCCUAUAAUUUAUGAUCAAAGCGUGAUUUCACAAAUUCCUAGUCAUCACCAAAUUUAUCAACAACAAUUUUAUUCUCAACCAUCGCCGAGUGUUUAUCAUCAUCCAGCUGAAGUACAAAAACACGUUUACUUUUAUGAAGCGCCUGAAGAACCGGAAGAUAUUCAUCCGCAUGUUGCCCCAACAGCCCCACCUUCAAAGAAGAAUGUGAAAAUUAUUUUCAUUAAAGCUCCAACUUAUAAAGUUCAGCCGUAUGUACCACCCGUUGCUUAUUCUCAACAAGAAAAAACUUUGGUUUACGUUUUGGUUAAGAAACCGGAAGAACAACAACAAAUUGUUGUGGAACCACCACCACCAACUCCACCAACUAAACCAGAAGUAUACUUUAUUAAAUACAAAAAUCAAGCUGAAGCUGAAGAAAAAGUUCAAAACACUUUAAACACUCACGCUGAAAGUGGUGCUAAUAUUAUAACUAAUCAAGUUGAAACUGGAUCAAUCGGAAAUUUACCCCUUGAUGGAUUAUCAAUUGUAACCACACCAUCUCCAAUUAUUACCAACUACGUUUCUUCGUCACUUCCAGGAGGAUACGUGAAUCCAUCAAUUUCGAUUAACACGAAUGGAAUUAACGGUGGACAAUUUGUUUCUUCAACGGAAUCUCCUUUCAUUGCGAGCACUUACGGACCAAUUAUUUCUUCAACGGAAAGUCCCGUAAUUAGUAGUACUUAUUACCCAUCGAUUGAUGCCAAUAAAAUUGUUGAUAGUUAUGGAGUUCCCCAUCAAACUUAUGGAAUACCGAAUAAAAAGUAAAUUAUGAGAAGAAAACCUGCAAUAAAUUAUAAAUUAAGAUUUUGUCAAGAAAAACAAAUGGUUGUAAUAAAAAUGUUGUAAAAAAUAAUAAUAAAGAUUGCUUAAUGAUAAUUUCUGUCAAU
Molecule: messenger RNA, 1605 nt
Organism: Onthophagus taurus
Lineage: Eukaryota; Metazoa; Arthropoda; Insecta; Coleoptera; Scarabaeidae
Biological process (GO): chitin-based cuticle development
Cellular component (GO): chitin-based extracellular matrix
Molecular function (GO): structural constituent of chitin-based larval cuticle
Source: RefSeq, a predicted model, not a curated record